This is a messenger RNA of Topomyia yanbarensis, 2641 nucleotides long. RefSeq names its product broad-complex core protein isoforms 1/2/3/4/5-like. Gene Ontology annotation, molecular function: protein binding. The record is from RefSeq and is a predicted model, not a curated record. Gene Ontology annotation, biological process: regulation of transcription by RNA polymerase II. Gene Ontology annotation, cellular component: nucleus. The transcript has 3 exons. Bases 556 to 2256 code for a protein of 566 amino acids. Lineage: Eukaryota; Metazoa; Arthropoda; Insecta; Diptera; Culicidae.
CUGGCUGGACUACAGUUUAUCAUUCCCUAUCGCACUUCACUUCGGUGUCUCAUUAUUCUUACAGUUUUAUCCUUAUCAGUUUUUCAUCCAGCGUGAAAAAGAACACUCGUCAUCGCCUUCGUCGGUAUCAGAAAUUUCCGAAUCAGUUUUUCUCGCCCUAUGCUUAUCUAAACUAAAUUGGAUUGUUUUUUUUUUCCAGUGCGGGUCGGCAUCCUCUCCUUUUACACUUCUCCGACCGGUGAAGGGAGACUGUAAUAAUUAGAAGUACAACAAUCUAGAGCCCGGAGAAGGAAAAGUCCCGAACACGAUGAUAACUGAUAAGAAUUCGUCGUCGCCACACGAAGAAGAAGCUCCACCAGCGCAAGCAAGUAGCCGAAAAGUUAAGCACACUUCGCUCAGCGUGCACCAUCAGUCUUAAGACGUUCUCGGCCGGUUGCGGACGUGGUCCCAUAGUGUUCUUUCAAUCUCAUCCUAACGUUUGUUGUGGUUGAUUACUGUUCAGCGAGCGAAAGGAUAUCUUCUGUGUAGCUCAAAAAAAAACUAGUGACAAGGAAAAUGGAUGAGUUUGCUCUGUGUUGGAACAACUUCGCCGAUAAUAUUGCUAGCGGCUUUCAGAAUCUGUACGAUCGUGGCGAUCUGGUCGAUGUGACUAUUGCCUGCGAUGGGAAGUUGUUGAAGGCGCACAAGAUCGUACUGGCCAUCUGUAGUCCGUACUUUCAGGACAUGUUCAUGACGAAUCCGUGCAAGCAUCCGAUUAUCGUCCUAAAAGACGUUUCCGUGACCGUGAUGCAGGAGCUGCUGCAGUUCAUGUACCAAGGUGAGGUCAACGUGAAACACUCCGAGCUACAGAGUUUCAUGAAAAUCGCCGAAACAUUACAAAUCAAGGGACUGACAGCUUCCCACAAAAACGAUCGCAGUUCCACACCUCAAACGAUGCCAGCGCCUGCGCAUAGCAACAGCACCAUCAACAACAACAACAACAAUCAAGUGGGUAGCUUGAACCGUCACAUCAUGAAAGAUUUGGGUGGCCCCUCGACUAGUCAGCUGGAUCCAUCGAAACUGAACUCCUAUCUGGCGGCUGCCGCCAAAGAAAGUCUGAAACGAGCUGCCGAUGGUUCGUUCCCAUCGGCCGACCAGUACCCACUUCACUAUCCGAAGAAAGCACUCAAACGUUCCACUGACAGCAUCGAUCAGGAAAGCAACUCCGACUGUAUGGAUAAUAAUAGCUCGGAUGAGGUAUUCAUCCCAACUUCCCCGCAAAUUUCCAUGGUCGAACAGUCAUCACCCUCGGUCCGUCAGUUCGAUCUGUCCAGCGUGAAGCGGGAAAAUACCAACGAUUCGUCCAGUUCGCCCCAGCAAAGCCCCACCAAUCUGGCCACUUCGGCUGCCGCGAUGGGAGCAGCGGCGGCGGCCGGUAUGAAGCUUGGCUUCACUAGCACACCGACGCAUCAUCCGGCUCUGCAUUCGAUGUUCGGAGCGUUCGAGCAUAACAACACCAGCUUCAGCGGGAUUGCGAACAGUUUGGCGUCGAUGAGCGGGGCCGUCGGUGCUGCUGUUGCUGCUGCUGGUGGUGGUGGUGGUAGUGGCGGUGGUAGUUCCGUUAGCGUAAAGCUCGAUUAUUCCAACGAUUACUCGCAGGAUUUCGGCAAGGGCGGUAUCGUUCCCGGACACAUGGAUAUACCGGCAGUGGCACCCGGCGAGAAAUGGUUCCAGGGCCGGCUGCAGUUUAUGCUAAGCCAGCGCGGUAAACCACUGCUCGUCCACGACGGUCACUCAUUCGGUAUCCAGUACAUCCGAAAGGACAAAAAAUACUGGCAGUGUAAUCUAUCCCGCAAGUACAACUGUAAGGCCCGCGUCACAACAACGGACACCGGAGAUAUUAUCGUGACGAACAAUGAACACUGUCACACCGAGAUUCGGCAGCAUCUGCGCAAGGAUUACAAAUCGAUGAAACAGUUGAAUGCUAAUCUGGCAGCAUUGCGGGCGGCUCACCAGCAGCAGGAUGCUGUCGGUAGUUUGGGGUUGACCGUUGAGUCCGGGCUGAAUAAUAAUUCGCUCGGUGUUAGUAAUAAUAAUAGUAGCAAUAUUAAUAAUAACAGCAAUAGUAACAUCAAUGUCAAUGCGAUCAUUCCGAUGCUGCAGCAUCCGCUGCAACAACCGCAACCGCAACAUCAGCAGCAGGAACAGGAAACUAGUCUGAACCUGUCUACGUCCAACUGGCAGCUAAAGAAGGAACCGCUGUCCGGGAACGAAUAGCAGCUUGGUGGGGGGUGUGAAAUGACCAAAGAAGUUUCGAAAUUUUGUUUUUUAUUUGUUACGAGAUUUAUCGUUUGUCCACAUUUAGCUAGUUUAUUAUAGGGAAAAAAAGCUGAUAGUAAUAAGUACCUGGGCCUUGGCCAAUAUAUUUUUCGAUGGACAGAUUGCUUACAUGACCAAAGUUUAGUUGUACUUAGGGAGAUUUUCUCUAGAUAUUUUAAAAUGAUUGUUAUUUUUGUCCUCGUUCAUGGCAACUAUUUCUAUCAGAGGCGACAUUUUAAUGUGUAGGUUAAGCGUAGAAAGGGAAACGACAUGCAGGUUGUACGGGCAUCCCUGUUUGGCAGCAAAUUUUAAAGCAAUGACUUUUGUAGGUUUUAUAAAACAU